UGACGCGCGCGCCCCCCCCGCUCGCGGACUUGGUACGGUCCUCUGGGUGGGGAGCCGUGCGGGAGCCGUGCGGGAGCCGUUUGGGAGCGCGGCGGCGAUUUCGUUUAGAGACGAGUCCGAAAAGGGAACGCGACAAAAACAUGAUUUCGUCACGUCACUGGAGAAAGUUUGAUCCCGAGUGGAAAGGCGAAUAUUUGGAUUAAGUUGUGAAGCAGAAACGCGGUGAUUCCACGCGCGUGCGGCGGAAGGAGAGGGACGUCAGGUCGGACACAGCCGGCGUCUCCCGUCAAGCUCAGGAUCGAGUCCGGAUUGUUGAGUGUUUCCUCCCCGUGGGUCGGAAUACGAGCCCCGCUUCGCCCCGUGUCGCUUUUAUCCGGGACUAGUUUGAGAGAGGAGCCCACGGUGAGUCCUGCGUGACCGAUCCGAGCGCGGGGGACUCCGGAGGAUGCAGUUUGGAGUGAGCGGAGGAGUUCUCUGUCCCUGCGCUUAAAGCUUUGGAUUUACGCGCUGUUUUGUUGUGGAACAGAAAGCCCGAGCUGCCCCCGCGCAGCCACUGUGGAUCUAUCUGAAGGAAUACUGCGUGAAACUCUGUGUGACGCGGAGCAUCGGGACAGUUCACUCUCAGCUCGUGUGGAAAUUCUCUUUUUUAAUCAUGUGGGAGUGCGCUUUUACCCGAGCUGUUUGGAGGAAGAGGAGAGAUUGAUAAAAGCAGAGCGGAGCUGAGCAUGAAUCAGUGCGUGUAGUGAUUGAAGUCGAACCCCGCGGUACUGCGGCCAGUGCACUGCUCCCCACAAAGUAUCAGUAAUUGGAACUAUUUUUAGUGAGAGGCAUGGGGUAAAGGCAGGCAGAUGGAACCCUAUCUCCCGUUUACUUCCUCUGUUCUGCCCCUUCCAUCACUCCUGGCUCUGCCCAAUAGGACGCAUGCAGGCUGAGGCUGGCUCCCCCUCACCUCCGGGAGGGUCGUGGAAACCAACAUUAACCCACAGUCUUAGAGCAACAUAAGCUAUUUGAGUAACUUGAAAUGUUUGAAGUUGUUUUGAAGUUAUUUUAAGAUUCUAAAAACCGUAUAAAAUGUGACUACAAAGUAGUCUGCUUUGAUAGAGUUUGUAGGAGACGCUUUACACUACCUAGAACACACCAGCAGCGUGAGGUGAGCACACGACCUCAGCAACAGAACGAGGCAUCAGAGAUGAGACACGAUGCCCGGGUCGUACCAAAUCUUCUUUUACCCCCCACACCCACAGAGAGCCCCCGUAUUUAUGUAGUAUGAGAGAAGUGUAUAUGUAUGUAGUGCGCCACAGAGUUUACAUCCUUUAUAUUUUUACAUCAGAGACUCCAGCUGCCUGUUCACCAGCCUUUGCCUUAGAAACAGUAACGACAAGCUACGAGCCGGAGUAGAUGGUGCCUUCGCUAAAUAAGUUGAGUUGGAUGUACAUUUUUGAACUCUGGGAAGAAACAGCUGAUGAGGGUUACGUAACACUCUCCAAGCUCUGAGCACAGGACUUUUGUGUUUCCCAACUGGAUUGAUCAGUUGCCAAGCGUUUCCAUGGUGAUCACAUCAUCUGUGGAAGACAAGACUGUGCCCCCCUGCAGGAUGGUCCAACCGGACCCUUGGAUGACCUCUGGCCUUCUCCGGAAGAACAAGAGUGCAAGCAGCUCAGGAUGUCCUGCCACCUCCUCUUCGUCCUCCUCCUCUUCCUCCUCCUCCUCCUCCUCCACUGCCCAGGGAUUCUCCCACGCUGAGCCAGCCAUGACCAGCCAGCACACACACCCACACCCCUCCUUCAGCUCCAUCCACUCCAUGGCCGAGCAGCAGCAGGUGCUGUCUGAUAUGACCAUUCUGCAGCGGAGGAUACCCCCCAGUUUCAGAGACCCUGCCAGUGCGCCGCUCCGCAAACUGUCUGUGGACCUCAUCAAGACCUACAAGCACAUAAAUGAGGUGUACUACACUAAGAAGAAGCGGCGGGCUCAGCAGGUGCCCCCGGAGGACAGCAGCACCAAGAAGGAGAGGAAAGUCUACAACGACGGAUACGAUGACGACAACUACGACUACAUCGUGAAGAACGGCGAGAAGUGGCUGGACCGCUACGAGAUCGACUCUCUCAUCGGGAAGGGCUCUUUCGGACAGGUGGUGAAGGCGUACGACCACCACGAGCAGGAGUGGGUCGCCAUCAAGAUUAUCAAGAACAAAAAGGCUUUUCUGAACCAGGCCCAGAUCGAGCUGCGGCUGCUGGAGCUGAUGAACAAGCACGAUACCGAGAUGAAAUAUUACAUCGUCCACCUGAAGCGUCACUUUAUGUUUAGGAAUCAUUUGUGUUUGGUUUUUGAGCUGUUGAGCUACAACCUGUAUGAUUUAUUACGGAACACCAACUUCAGAGGAGUGUCCCUGAACCUCACACGGAAGUUUGCACAGCAGCUCUGCACAGCGUUGUUAUUCUUAGCCACGCCUGAGCUGUCAAUCAUCCACUGCGACCUGAAACCGGAGAACAUCCUGCUGUGUAACCCCAAGAGAUCCGCCAUCAAGAUCGUGGACUUCGGCUCGUCGUGCCAGCUGGGACAGAGGAUCUACCAGUACAUUCAGAGUCGUUUCUACCGCUCUCCGGAGGUGCUGCUGGGCAUGCCGUACGACCUGGCCAUCGACAUGUGGUCUCUGGGCUGCAUCCUGGUGGAGAUGCACACGGGCGAACCUCUGUUCAGCGGCUCCAAUGAGGUCGACCAGAUGAAUAAGAUAGUGGAGGUUCUGGGGGUUCCUCCCAGUCACAUGCUCGACGCAGCUCCCAAAGCCCGAAAGUAUUUUGACAAACUGUCGGACGGACUGUGGACUGUGAAGAAGAACAAAGACAUAAAGAAGGAGUACAAACCUCCAGCCACGCGACGCCUUCAUGAGAUUUUAGGCGUAGAGACCGGGGGCCCCGGGGGCCGCAGGGCAGGAGAGCCUGGCCACGCCCCAUGUGACUAUCUCAAGUUCAAAGACCUGAUCCUGCGUAUGCUCGACUACGACCCCAAAAGCCGCAUCACACCUUUCUACGCUCUUCAACACAACUUCUUCAAGAAAACCACAGACGAAGGAACCAACACGAGCUCCUCCACUUCCACCUCUCCUGCCAUGGACCACUCCCACUCCACCUCCACCACCAGCUCCGUGUCCAGCUCCGGAGGCUCCAGUGGUUCUUCCAACGACAACCGCAACUACCGCUACAGUAACCGCUACUACAACUCUGCUGUGACGCACUCGGACUACGAGAUGACCAGCCCUCAGGCCCCCUCUCAGACUCAGAUGAGGAUGUGGCCGGGCAGCGACAGCGGGGUCGGGGUCGGGGUCGGGGGUCAGGACGGCGCCUACACGCAGCUGCUGCUCCACAAACCCGCCGCGUCGCAGCAGCACCAGCGCCACUUCCUGGACGCUCCGCACCACCCCCACCCCUCGUACCCGCACCACAGUAACGGCGGCCGGGGCCCCCGACAGAGCGGGCAGGGCGGCGGGGGCCCGGGCUCCCCGCAGAUGAGCGACAGCAUGGACGUGGGCGUGUCUCUGGGGCUGCACCACCUGGGGGCGGUCUCUUCCGUGGACGCGUCUCAGUUCGGCUCCGCCUCCCUGCCGCUGGGCCUGCCCAUCGGACUGUCCGCCUUCCGGACUCGCGCGGCCCCCAACGCCCCCGGGCCUCAAGCCCCGCCCCCCGAGGACUAUUACCCCGCCUCCAACAACAAUAACCCCGCGGCGCCAGGGGGGGGCAGGGCCAGGCCGGACUCGGACGAGGGGCCCGCCAACUCCUGAUAAACCCUGAAGCGCGCCCUAAAGCCAUACCCCCACAUCCCGCCCAGUUGAGAGACGCGCGGCCCCGUGCCGACCCCGUGGUGUGCAUGAGAGGAGGAGACGAGCUUUUGUGGUGAUUGUAACUCAAGGAACGGCUGUGACCAGUUACUUUCCUUCAUAUUCUUGUUGUUGACUCUGAGUUGAUUUCUGUGUUUGAGGAGUUGUGUGUUCUCAUUGGUUGAUGCCUGGAGAGGAGGCGGAGACGGGAGCGUCCGGUCCGAGUGCGGCGCCGCGUCGUUUCUUUCGCUCGCGGCGUCUUUUCUUUUUUUCUUUUUGUCGCUUCUUUCACAUUUGUUCUGUUUCUCUGCGUUUCAUCGUCUCGUCUGUAAAACACAUUAUUUAUUAUCACAGUCACUGACCUCUGACCUCUGACCUCUCAGUGACCCCAGACUCUGCAGGGGCCCCUCCUGUUGUCUCUAGUGGCCCCUACAGUGGUCACUGUUCCUGUGGUGAUCACUGUAGGGGACACUAGGGGCCCCUGUAGUGGUCAGUCACUGUAGUGGCCCCUGCACUGGCCCCUGUAUCGGCCCCAUGCAUGGGUGUUGUCUGCAGCGUGGAGG
Boleophthalmus pectinirostris (great blue-spotted mudskipper) is the source of this 4374-nucleotide messenger RNA. RefSeq names its product dual-specificity tyrosine-(Y)-phosphorylation regulated kinase 1B (gene dyrk1b). Lineage: Eukaryota; Metazoa; Chordata; Actinopteri; Gobiiformes; Gobiidae. Gene Ontology annotation, molecular function: protein serine/threonine kinase activity; transcription coactivator activity; protein serine/threonine/tyrosine kinase activity. The record is from RefSeq and is a predicted model, not a curated record. Gene Ontology annotation, cellular component: nucleus. Gene Ontology annotation, biological process: positive regulation of DNA-templated transcription; protein autophosphorylation; peptidyl-threonine phosphorylation. The transcript is spliced from 13 exons. Bases 1547 to 3775 code for a protein of 742 amino acids.